Syngnathus acus (greater pipefish) is the source of this 2760-nucleotide messenger RNA. It is a transcript of the gene ankk1, whose product is annotated as ankyrin repeat and kinase domain containing 1. The record is from RefSeq and is a predicted model, not a curated record. Gene Ontology annotation, molecular function: protein kinase activity; protein binding; ATP binding. Gene Ontology annotation, biological process: regulation of cell cycle process; protein phosphorylation. The transcript has 9 exons. Lineage: Eukaryota; Metazoa; Chordata; Actinopteri; Syngnathiformes; Syngnathidae. Gene Ontology annotation, cellular component: cytoplasm. Bases 189 to 2438 code for a protein of 749 amino acids.
UUCUCCCACAUAACAGUUGACUCAAUCCGCAUUUCAGACACGCACUUGAUUUUGGAUCCACGCGAUGCAUUUUUCACACAUCCGUGGGCGACGCCGGUCGACGGGACAAUGAGGAAUAACCCCGUUAACGAUUGGGAUUAGAAAGCGAGGGCCUUCACGGAGUUUGCGUAAAGUGGAGUACAACACUCAUGGACGCUUUGGACGCGGCUCCUGUACCCUUCAGGAGCUUUGAAAAGAACGACUUUGAGACGGACUGGACUAAAGUUGGAGAAGGCAAAUUUGGACAGGUCUAUCAAGUCAAGAUCAAGCUUUGGCGGGAGGUUUGCGCCCUUAAAGUCUUUGACACAACCGUGGGUACAAAUAACCAUUGCAGAAAACUGAUGGAGGAUGCGUCCAACAUAGCAAAAGUUAAAUUCAAGUACCUGGUGUCGGUCUAUGGUUUCUGCAUCGACGUGCCUGCCAUUGUAAUGGAGUACAUGAGUAAUGGAUCCUUGACUACCCUCCUGAAUAGUCACAAUCUGAUGUGGCCCAAGAAGUUCCAAAUCAUUCACGAGGCUUCCAUGGGCAUGAACUUCCUCCACAGCCUGCAACCCCCAUUACUCCAUCUCAACCUGAAACCAUCCAAUAUACUAAUAGAUGCCCAUCUUCAUGUCAAGAUUUCAGACUUUAGUCUUAUCCAUUGUGAAGAAGGAACAGACAAGAAGUUGUUUAUGGAGCAUUUGAUUGCAAGAGGGAAUCUCAGCUACAUUCCUCCUGAGAUUUUCACUCAGUCCUGUGAACCUCCUGGACUUUCCUUCGAUGUGUACAGCUUUGGAAUAGUAAUCUGGGAGAUUCUGACACAACAAAAGCCAUAUACAGGGUGCAGCAUGACCACCGUGCUCUUAAAUGUGUCACAUGGCAGGAGACCCUGCGUGGAGAUCAUGCCUGAGCAGAGGCCACGUGAGUGUGAUCAGAUGAUCAGCAUCAUGAAGCAGUGCUGGGAUCAGGAACAAGAAAAUAGGCCACCGUUCUCAGAAACUGUGAGGAAAACAGAGGCCCUAAGUGAAGUCUUGAAGAUCCCCGGACCAAUCGAUUUCGACCGCAGCAGAGAAAAUGGACACAGUUUGGACUUUCCCAGCACCUAUAAAAUUUAUUCGCCUCACUUUCCCGACCUUCCUCCAGAAGAACAAUGCGGCAAGGACAACGUGCUCUCGUUCCUCUUUAAGAAGGAUUUCGGUAGUUUCCGAUCGUCUGUGAAGCGGGAGCACGUGAGCACACAAUUUAACGGCAAAAAGAGUCUCCUGCACUACACGGUGGCCAGCGGGGAUGUCAAGAGCGUGGAGCACGUCUUGAGUCUGGGCGCUGAAGUUGAUUGUGUCAUGGCGAAAGGCUACACACCUUUGAUUGUAGCUGUCCUCAACAGGCUUCACGAUAUCAUCUCUCUGCUGCUGGAACAUGGCGCCAAUCCCACUCAGGGAGAUGAUGACCAGUGGACGGGCGUCCAUUUCGCGGCUCAGAACGGCGACGACAAGGCCAUCCGUCUACUGUUGGACCGCGGGGCGACGGCGGAUCCCCGUGAAAAAUCCGGCUGGACGCCCCUGCACUUGGCCUGCCAGAACGGCCACGAAACGGUCGUCCGCCUGCUGCUGACGCGGCUUUCCGUCAAGGCGAUCGGGGAGCGGGAGGACGUGGAGGACAGGACGCCGCUUCACCUGGCUGCCACUUACGGUCACAUCAAUAUAACCAAACUGCUCCUCUCCCAGGGAGCCGAUCUCAACGCUACUGACAGCUCCCUGUCCACUCCUCUUCACUUGUCAGCCAAGGCGGGCCAUAACAGAAUCGUACGGCAGUUGGUGAAGGACGGCGCUGUGGUUGAUAGCGCGGACAAAAGAGGACACACUCCGCUUCACCUGGCAGCUCUCGAUGGCCACAAAGGCAUAUGCAGGCAACUCCUGACCAACGGGGCCAGCCCGGACACCAGAACCCACCAGGGCUGGACCGCCAUGCACCUAGCCGUCAUAAAGCGGCACGAAGCCACCAUGACGGACCUGAAAAAUCUGGGUGCUAGCGUCAACGCUCCUGGUGAGAACGAUUGGACUCCUCUGCACCUGGCCUGCCACCAGAGCGAGACCGAAAUGGUGGCCAAACUCCUUGCCGCCCACGCCGACCCGAAUGUGACAGAGAAGAGUGAGCAGUGGACGCCGUUGCACGUCGCCUGCGCCAGUCUCAGCUUCCCCAGCGUCCUGCAUUUGAUUUCUCAUCGUGCAGAUGUGAAUGCUACGAGCGCAGCGCAAGCUACGCCGUUACACAUUGCCGCUCAGCACGGCCACUCGCCCAUUGUGAAGGCGCUACUGCUCAACGGCGCCAACAGAACUCAACGAGACUCCUCGGGAGCGACACCUCUCGAUGUGGCAAAGAGGCACGGAAAAUGUGAAAUAGUCCAGUUACUGGAAAAUUGACAUCCAUUUUUCAUUUGAUCUUUUCAUUGACUUGUUAAUAUACUUUGACUUUUUUUGUUGAUAUACUUUUAUAUUUUGAGCAGUCCCCGUAUUCGUACUCACAGAUUGUUAUAUAUUGUAUAUGUAUAUAUUUUUUAUCCUCUGCGAAGCACUAAUAUUUCUUCAAAUACAUAUGGCCUCCACUCAAAACCUUAUUUUGUCUUUUAUUUAUUUUUUUAAACAAAUUUUUCUCACUUAAACAAUAGAUCAUAUAUUGUAAAUGAAGACCCCAAUAGUUAAUUAAACAUUAUAAGCCUCAAAAUGAUUUAAACAAUCAAUUCAA